Messenger RNA from Synchytrium microbalum, 2577 nucleotides. RefSeq lists its product as uncharacterized. Bases 1 to 2577 code for a protein of 858 amino acids. The record is from RefSeq and is a predicted model, not a curated record. Gene Ontology annotation, molecular function: voltage-gated chloride channel activity. Gene Ontology annotation, biological process: chloride transport; transmembrane transport. NCBI's taxonomy places the organism in Eukaryota, Fungi, Chytridiomycota, Chytridiomycetes, Synchytriales, Synchytriaceae. The transcript is spliced from 11 exons. Gene Ontology annotation, cellular component: Golgi apparatus; early endosome; membrane.
AUGGAUGACGACAGUGUAGAUUUCAUGUCGACUGAAGCUGAUGAAAAACUGAAUUCGGACUGGUGGGAGAAGACACCUUUAUUGAAUGGCCAUUCAUCGUCAACAUCAAAUCACCCAAACACCCCAUUUGCAAGGACAUUCAAAAGACCUUCAAUCCAAACUCAGAUUACUAGAACCUGGCCACUAAGAGAGCCAGGAGUCCAAUUCGCUACUCCACGGCCAACAAGUCUAUAUCUUCCUUCACCAUGGGCUGAUCAAAGCAGUGUUGGAGGACCUCCUCAACGUAGACGAGGAAUCAAGAAAUUGUCUCGAAAGAGUGUUCAUUAUGAUGAUGCUACAGAUGGUGAAGCCUUGGAAUCUACUGGAAUGAGGAUUUGGUACUCUGAUUACAGUACUAUUGACUGGAUGCAUGACUUGGUCAAAGAACAUGUACGUCUCCGCCAGCUCAGAAGCAUGAAAGGAUUGCGAGGGUUCCUAGCAGGUAUCUGGGAUGCCUCUCAAGCAUGGAUCCUCGUCCUCCUAAUCGGAAUCGCAGCUGGCUGCGUCGCAUCGCUCAUCGACGUAAUCCAAGACUUACUCACAGACUUGAAGAGUGGAUACUGCUCUUCAAAUAUCUUGUCAAGUCAGAGUCGCUGUUGUGCAGGCAGUCAAGAUGCUGUCUGUACCUCAUGGAUUGAAUGGACGAGCACCGCCAACUCACCAUUCGAAAAAUCGCAAUCAUAUUUAUGGUCGUAUCUUUGGUAUAUCGGACUGGGUGUUUUGUUCGCGACUGUAUCUGCUGGCCUAGUGCAAUUCACCGCACAUAUUCGAUCAGACUCUAAUGUUGAAUCAUCAACAUCACCAAAUGCAUCAACACCACACAAGAUUGUGUAUCAUGCGGCUGGAUCUGGAAUUCCUGAAGUCAAAACCAUACUAUCAGGUUUUGUCAUUCGUGGAUUCUUGGGAUUCAGAACACUGGUUAUCAAGAGCUUUGGAUUGAUUCUUGCUGUUGCUUCUGGGUUGACUAUUGGAAAGGAAGGACCCAUAGUACAUAUCGCUUGCUGCAUAGGCAAUGUAUUGUCCCGGAUCUUUGGAAAGUAUGCUCGUAAUGAGGGUAAACGUCGAGAGAUGUUGAGUGCCGCUGCUGCAGCAGGAGUGUCUGUAGCUUUUGGUGCUCCUAUUGGAGGCGUCUUGUUUUCCUUGGAGGAAGUCUCGUACUAUUUCCCUUCCAAGACUAUGUGGAGGUCCUUGUUUUGUGCUCUUAUUGCCAGUUUGACAGUCAAGUUCCUAAAUCCAUUAGGAACAGGCCAAGUAGUCAUGUUCCAAGUCUCAUAUACAUCAUCAUUCGCAUUUUUUGAGCUACUUUUCUUUGCUCUUCUUGGUGUCAUUGGAGGGCUGUAUGGUGCCCUCUUCAUCAAAGCAAACAUGUGGUAUCAAAAGCUUCGUGGCAAAUCAUUCCUUCGUAAUCAUCCAAUCAAGGAAGUGAUGAUGCUGGCAUUAGUCACCUCAGCAUUGAAUUAUCUUAAUGUGUUUUCGAGAGAUGGAAUGGCUGGAUUUGUGGGUAAAUUGUUUGCACAGUGUAAGGAGGGAGAGGAUGGACUCGGGGAUAUGUGCAAGUUUUCAGAAAUGGGAUCUGUUGCAUACCUGCUAGUCCAAUUCAUGCUUCUCAAGGCAGUUCUUGUGGUAAUUACUUUUGGAUCCAAGAUACCUGCUGGAAUAUUCAUUCCUUCGAUGGCUAUUGGAGGAAGCGUUGGUCGCUUACUUGGAAUGCUACUACUCCAUCUUCAUACCACAUACCCAAACAUGUCUCUCUUCCAAGAAUGCCAUGAUUCAAAUUGCAUAGUACCUGGCGUUUACGCUAUGGUCGCAUCUGCUGCAGCUUUGAGCGGUGUGACUCGAAUGACGAUCUCACUAACAGUAAUCCUAAUCGAAGUAACAGGCCAACUCACACACGCAGUACCCAUCAUGAUUGCAAUCCUAACUGCCAAAUGGGUAGCAGAUGGAUUUGGGCGUGACUCGAUAUACGACAAGAUUAUCGACUUGAAUAAUCUUCCGUAUUUGGAAACCAAGCAAGAUUAUCUUGUCGGUAAUAUCACGAUUGCUCAGGUCAUGGAGGGUGCAGAGACUAUUAAGGCUGGGAGGAAGUAUACGAUUGAAGAGUUGGUGGAUAAGCUUUCCAGAUUGUAUCAAUCUGCAUGGAGUUCAGAUGGUGGUUUCCCUCUUGUACAAUCAAACAUCCUUGUCGGAUGGAUUGGCUACGCUGAACUUGAGCACGCCUUGGGCGAAGCACAAUCCGCAAACUGUGACAUCCCAUGCUACUUCAAACGUCCCAUCCAUCAAUCUCCUCAUCGUCCAGCCACUCCACACCCAUCAUUCACACCCCAAUCCAUCGCAACAGAAGGCGAUGGUCACGAUUUUAGCAUUUGGGUAAACUGGGCGCCAUUGACGAUCUCAGUUGCAUCGUCAAUGGAUAUUGCGACUGAAUUGUUUGUCAAAAUGGGUGCCAAAGUGAUUCUGGUUGUUGAGGAUGGUGGGUUUGUUGGGCUGAUUCAUAAAAAGAGGUUGAUUUCUUACCUCAAGAAUAAGAAUUCCUCAUAA